Messenger RNA from Engraulis encrasicolus (European anchovy), 1959 nucleotides. RefSeq names its product leucine rich repeat transmembrane neuronal 4 like 1 (gene lrrtm4l1). Lineage: Eukaryota; Metazoa; Chordata; Actinopteri; Clupeiformes; Engraulidae. The transcript has 5 exons. Gene Ontology annotation, cellular component: extracellular matrix. The record is from RefSeq and is a predicted model, not a curated record. The coding region runs from base 1 to 1959 and encodes 652 amino acids. Gene Ontology annotation, molecular function: protein binding.
AUGUUAAACCCAGCGACCGCACUGAAGGAGCUGUCAAACUGUCAGCUCCUUGCACACCUGAAUGGCCUCAUUGCCGACGCCUCUUUUCGCCCCCUGUUGCGCCAACGUGUGGAGAGAGGUCCCCUGCUGGUGAGGAGACGGCAGCAGCUGGCGACGUGUCUCCUGCUCCAGCCCCAGGCCCUGCCUCUGCUGCUGCUGCUUCUACUGCCCCUGCUGCCGGCCUCCGCCGCCCCCGCCGGCGAGCGCACCUGCCCCAUCAGCUGCCGUUGCGAGGGCAAGAUCGUGCACUGCGACUCGCUGGCCUUCCAGGAGGUGCCCGAGAACAUCUCGGUGGGCUGCCAGGGCCUGUCGCUGCGCUCCAACCUGCUGCGCACGCUGCUGCCCUACCAGUUCGCCCACCUCAACCAGCUGCUCUGGCUCUACCUGGACCACAACCAGAUCGCCGCCGUGGACAGCCGUGCGUUCCAAGGGGUGCGGCGCGUCAAGGAGAUCGUGCUGAGCACCAACCAGAUCUCGCAGCUGCACAACGCCACCUUCCACGGCGUGCCCAACCUGCGCAGCCUGGACCUGUCCUACAACAAGAUCGACGCGCUGCAGUCGGGCCAGUUCCAUGGCCUGCGCAAGCUCCAGAACCUGCACCUGCGCUCCAACUUGCUCCGGGACCUGCCGCUGCGGCUGUUCCUGGAGUGCCGCAGCCUGGAGUUCCUGGACCUGGGCUACAAUCGCCUGCGCGUGCUGACCCGCACCAUGUUCCUGGGCCUGUCGCGCCUCAUGGAGCUGCACCUGGAGCAUAACCAGUUCUCCCGCAUCAAUUUUUUCCUGUUCCCGCGGCUCACCAACCUGCGCUCCCUGUACCUGCAGUGGAACCGUAUCCGCGGCGUCAACCAGGGGCUGCCCUGGGCCUGGCACACGCUGCAGAAGCUGGAUCUGUCGGGCAACGAGAUCCAGACGCUGGACCCCGUGGUGUUCCAGUGCCUGCCCAACCUGCAGGUGCUCAACCUGGAGUCCAACAAGCUGGCCAACGUCUCCAUGGAGACGGUGGUGGCGUGGGACUCGCUGACCACCAUCAGCCUGGCGGGCAACAUGUGGGACUGCGGACCGGGCAUCUGCCCGCUGGUCAACUGGAUGCGGAACUUCCGGGGCACCAAGGACACCAGCAUCAUCUGCAGCACGCCCAAGCACCUGCAGGGGGAGAAGGUCCUGGAGGCCACGCGGCACCUGCCCGACUGCGAGGACACGGAUAUGUACGAGAGCACCACCUACCUGCUGGCCACCGAGCCCGACACCCCCGAGCCCGAGACCGAGCCGACCGAGACUGAGGAGCAGACCACCCCGUACUUCAGCCACUUCUUCCCCCUACGUCCCCCUGUAACGCCCUCCCCCAAGCCCCACAGAGUGCACCCUCCACCCUUGCCCCAGCCCCAGCCCCAACCCAAAGCCCCGGGCCUCAGCUCGUCAGGCAGCAGCUCUGAUCGGAGACAUCCACCGCCGCCCCCGCCUCCUCCCCCCUCCGAUCUGGAGGCCACGUUCCCUCCGGACGACUUCUCUUCUCUGACGCUGCCGCCGGAGCCCGAGCGCAUCUCCUUCCACAAGGUGGUGGUGGGCAGCGUGGCGCUGUUCUUCUCCGUCUCGCUCGUCUCCACCGUGGUGUACGUCUUCUGGAAGCGGCUGCCGGGCCUCGCCAGGCUCUUCCGGCAGCGGGCCGCCACCGGCGUGGUGGUGGGCCGCAAGCGGCGGAAAAAGAGCCCCCCCGAGCCCGAGCAGAACCUCAGCUCGCAGCUGCAGGAGUACUACAUGAGCUACAACCCCGCGGCCUCGCCCGAGGGCAUGGACGUGCUAGCCAAUGGCACGGGGGCGUGCACGUGUACCAUCUCGGGUUCGAGGGAAUGCGAGAGUGACUUCCCCUGCCCGAGGCCGCUGCCGGGAUCUUGGCUAGGUGACAUCCCAACCAUCCACUAG